Sphaeramia orbicularis (orbiculate cardinalfish) is the source of this 1376-nucleotide messenger RNA. RefSeq names its product HIV-1 Tat interactive protein 2 (gene htatip2). Gene Ontology annotation, biological process: import into nucleus. Gene Ontology annotation, cellular component: cytoplasm. NCBI's taxonomy places the organism in Eukaryota, Metazoa, Chordata, Actinopteri, Kurtiformes, Apogonidae. The transcript is spliced from 7 exons. Bases 240 to 1070 code for a protein of 276 amino acids. The record is from RefSeq and is a predicted model, not a curated record.
GCGCCGGGGUGGGUUGCUGCUCUAUCUCUGGACAAACAUAAUGAAAACGAAAUAAACCUGCAGUAAUGUUCUCCUCUGUUUAUCAUGAUAUGUUAUAAUUACGGGGGAUAAACAGAGCUCAUAAAUGUGGAGCCGUAACAUUAAUCUGUGAUCUUGACAGAUACGGAUGCGCGUUCCUGGCUAGAAUAAAAGCAGGAAGUGUUCGUGCUCUUCCGUCGUUGUCAAUAGUAAUAUCUGUUAUGAAAGAGCUGGGAAACACCCUGGGAAAAGUGACCGGGAUCAUUACUGUCGUAGUUGUGUUUGUUGCAUUGGUUUUAAUCUAUCUGGAAGACCCCGAGCCUGUUGAAUACAUCAGGAUGACUGAGGACUUGAAGGCUCAGGAGGAGAAUUUCAGGCAGCAGAAUAAAAGCUGUUUCAUCCUUGGAGCUUCAGGGGAAACAGGCAAAGUUCUGCUUAAAGAGCUGCUGGAGCGUAACAUCUUCUCUAAGAUCACACUCAUUGGACGGAGGCAGCUCACCUUUGAGGGAAAAGAAUAUGAAAACCUGGUCCAGGAGGUGGUGGACUUUGAGAAGCUGGACGACCACGCCGCUGCCUUCCAAGGCCAUGAUGUUGGCUACUGCUGCCUGGGAACGACAAGAGCCAAAGCAGGAGCUGAUGGGUUUGUUCGUGUUGAUCAUGACUACGUCCUGAAAUCAGCCGAGCUCGCCAAGGCAGGAGGCGUGUCCCAGUUCCACCUGCAGACAUCCAGAGGAGCCGAUAAAACCAGCAGCUUCCUCUACCUCAAAGUCAAGGGACAAGUGGAGGCAGACGUCGAGGCUCUGGGUUUUGACAGAUACGCCAUUUACAGACCUGGGGUUCUGUUGGUGGAGAGGCAGGAGAGUCGGAGCGGGGAGUGGUUAGCCAGGAAGUUCUUCAGUGCCUUAUCUGCUGUAUGCACCACGUCCAUGGCCAUCAGAGUUGAGGCAGUUGCCAAAGCAAUGGUUUCCAACACGGUGAUCAAGUCUGAGCAGAAGAUGGAGAUCCUGGAGAACAAAGCCAUCGCCGCUCUGGCCAAACCUGCAGAGAAAUGAGACAAGGACAGGAAGUCCAGCGAGGUUUUUUCAUAAGGGAUGAAGACAACUCAUCAUCAUCAUCAUAACACUCACAUUCUGCCAAAGAACAUCACACUUGAGCAGCUCGGUCCAUAUUUAUUCAUAUGUAUUUUGUCAUUCUCAGGAAACUAUCAAUAGGCUCUUCAUUCAUUCUGCCUUAAAGUCAAUGAUAAAGGAUUAUUUUACUCUUUAAUUUAACGUGUGUUCAGGGACCAUUUGCAUGUCUACACGGUAUUUAUGCUUUGUUAUUGCUUCUUUUCCAAUAAACAUGAGUGUUGACAUGUA